AUGAGUGAACAUAGCAGAAUGAAGAGCACUACAGAAUCCAGGUCAGUGCUGGACUCUUUAGAUGGGAGUUCAGCUACAUUCAGCAAGUUUCAGCAACAGUAUUGGCUGACCAAGGAGGUGGUAUCUCGUAAAUUGAAGAAAGAUGAUGAUGUCACAGCUACUGACACAGAGCUAGACACAAAAUUGGAGCUGUAUAAGAGCAUCAAAGACUCCUCAGAAAAACUGCACAAGUCCACAUCAGCCUAUGGGAAGAGAAUCUCCAAGAUGGCUUCUGAGAUGAAUUGCUUUGGGGACUUCCUAAAGGAGAACUCCAAAAGUGAUAAGACUAAGGCUGGGGUAAUGAUGUUGGCUGUUGGCAAGUGCAUGGGUUAUUCAGCCCAGCUUGCCCUUAUGAUUCGAAUCCCAAUGGGAAGACUUGAGCAAGAGGUUGAAACAUUUAGGCAGCGUGCCAUCUCAGAUACUGACCGAACUGUCUCAGAGACAGAGAAAUCACGGCAUGAAUAUAGAGCCACAUUAAUGUGGAUGAAGGAAGCAUCACAAACCUUGGAUCCAGAUGCCCAUAAACAGAUGGACAAAUUCCGAAAGGUGCAGAGGGAGGUGCGCAAAAGCAAAACCAAAUUUGAUCGGUUGAAGCUUGACUGCAUGCAGAAAGUUGAUUUGCUGGCUGCCUCUCGCUGCAACAUGUUCUCCUAUGCUCUACAAAAGUAUCAGGAGCAGUUGCUGAAUUUUUGGGAGAAGUCAAAUCUCAUGGUAGGGAAGCUGAAAAAGUUCUUUGAUUCUAGGUAUGUACCUUAUGACUUCCUUGUUGUCAAGGAACUCCAGAGUGCAUCAAAGGCUCUGGAGGAGCAUGCUCCAUCAGUGGAAGAUCUUUUCAGCACAGGUGAUCCUGAUCUCAAAUUGUUCUUUGAAGAGUUUCAUGAUAUUCUGGUAUUGGAUAAAGAGGGCAAGGAAGGUGAUAGGGAGAAGAGGCAUAAGAAGAAGGGACAGAGAAGAUCAAAGAAUAAAACAGAGGAGGAAAAACCAGAGGAACACAAUGGAGUGGGUGCAGAUUCAGAUGAGAAGAUUUUGGAUCUGGCAGAUGGAACCUUACCCUUACAGCCACCAGAAGGAGAAAAAGAAGAGAAUGAGGCUACUGCUUCUUCUUUGAUUGAUGAAGACUUUCGCAAAGUCUGGGAAGAGGCUUUUGGAGGAGUGGAGUUGUCUGUCAGUACUGCAGAAUCUAAAUCCAUGGAUACAGCACAGGCAUUACAGGAAUUAUUUGGUGUAUGUUCAACACCUGAGAGUGAACCUCCCUGUCUGGUUCCUCCUUCAAAUUCUUCCAAUCCUUCAAUGAAUGUUUUUGACAACCUCUUGCUUCCAUCACAACUGCUAGAUGUAGGGCAGCCAUCUGAUUUUAUGAAUAUGUCAAGCUUUCCCCUGCCCUCUGGAAAUCAGAAUCAGGUUGUGGAUCAGAAAAGCAACAUCAUAACAGGUUCCACUGAGGCAAGUGUCCCUAAUUCCUCCUCCAACACAUCUCUGCCUACCAGCCAGCCAGAUUACUUCAAGUCCUGGUAUAGCAAAUUUGCCCACUUGGAUCCUCUAGCAGAUCCUGAUGCUUUCAAGACUGAAGGGAAUGAAGAUGUUUGA
Messenger RNA from Darwinula stevensoni, 1626 nucleotides. The record is from the annotation of a GenBank genome assembly. Lineage: Eukaryota; Metazoa; Arthropoda; Ostracoda; Podocopida; Darwinulidae.